GAACAGUUCCGACUUUCUCAUAAAGUGAAUCAUGAGGGGAGUUGGUCAGUUGAAGUGAAAAAUAAGUUUGUGUUUAGUAUGCAUUAAUUCAGGAUAAGAACUCUUUUGCACGUACGUAAAUCGUACGUGUUUGAUACCAUUGGAUAUUUUGUAGCUGCUACAGUAAUAUAGCCUCAAGAAGGGGAAUUUUUAUCAUUUUCUACGUACCAUAAGAAAUAUAGGCGCGGUCUGUGAGUAGAUCAGUCUUUCAUCUGUAUUUACCUAAAACCUGAGUAUGGCUGCAAUUCGCAAGAAACUGGUGAUUGUGGGUGAUGGCGCUUGUGGUAAAACAUGCCUGUUGAUUGUAUUUAGCAAAGAUCAAUUUCCUGAAGUGUACGUGCCAACCGUUUUUGAAAACUACGUGGCAGAUAUCGAGGUGGAUGGCAAACAAGUGGAGCUGGCGCUGUGGGAUACUGCAGGGCAAGAAGAUUACGACAGGCUGCGGCCUUUGUCCUAUCCCGACACCGAUGUGAUUUUGAUGUGUUUCUCAAUCGACUCUCCAGAUUCACUAGAAAACAUCCCGGAGAAGUGGACGCCCGAAGUGAAACACUUCUGCCCCAAUGUCCCCAUCAUUCUGGUUGGCAACAAGAAAGACUUGCGAAAUGAUCCGAACACCAUCAAGGAACUGGGUAAAAUGAAGCAGGAGCCAGUGAAGCCGGAAGAAGGCCGGGCCAUGGCCGAAAAGAUCAAUGCUUUCGCAUACUUGGAGUGCUCUGCCAAGAGCAAAGAGGGUGUCCGUGAGGUGUUUGAAACAGCUACGCGUGCAGCUCUUCAGGUGAAGAAGAAGAAGCGUGGACGCUGCCAACUCCUAUGAACAGUCGCGGGCUUGUGCACCAAUCUACCAGGAGGAAUUUGGUUUCUUAGAGCAAAAUGCAUUGCUUUUCUAAAUCAUUAACAACACUGUUCCAAUGUAUGUUUCGAAGAGAAGUUAAACCCUUUAGCCAACGUGCUGGUGUGCAUUAUUGGCCGGCGUGUGUGCGGCGCGGCCGUUUCACCACAGCACAAGUGAACUGUCACGCCUUUGAUGAGCGGAAAAUAAUUUUUUUUUUUUGGAUCCGUAAUUUUGUCUCGUGAAACUUUUGACUGAUAACUGUAUUUGUGGUAGGGUGGUGGCUCCACGUCUUUAUAACUAUUGCUAAUAACAGUUAAAUACGCAACUUUAUAUACAGUAUUUUUUUUUUUCCUUCAGAUUAAUGGCUACGGUGCAGAUUUUCUGUGCUUCUGUUUGUGUAGUAGUUUUAUGGCUAGCAGACAAAAUAAUUGUCACUUUUACAAUGUCAAUUUUUUUGAGUACUAUCAGUCUUUGUUUCUAUUGAGAAUGUCAAGUACAUAUAAAUAUAUUGUUAGUAAGUACUGUAUUGCAAUUAUAUGCCAAGGUUAGUUUUGUGUAACGUGGUCUGUUUGUCGUCACUGGGACUUCCCACGUGCGACAGUAGAUACUAAUGUAUGAUGAGAUUUUUUUUUUUGGACUCUGGCCUACGCCUCUGUAAACAGUGUCAGAAUUUCCACAUAAUAAAGAUAAUUAAAUGA
Messenger RNA from Bacillus rossius redtenbacheri, 1569 nucleotides. It is a transcript of the gene Rho1, whose product is annotated as ras-like GTP-binding protein Rho1. Gene Ontology annotation, molecular function: protein kinase binding; GTP binding; GTPase activity. The transcript has 2 exons. Lineage: Eukaryota; Metazoa; Arthropoda; Insecta; Phasmatodea; Bacillidae. Gene Ontology annotation, cellular component: cytosol. Bases 275 to 853 code for a protein of 192 amino acids. The record is from RefSeq and is a predicted model, not a curated record. Gene Ontology annotation, biological process: small GTPase-mediated signal transduction.